This is a messenger RNA of Arabidopsis thaliana (thale cress), 489 nucleotides long. RefSeq lists its product as uncharacterized. Bases 1 to 489 code for a protein of 162 amino acids. NCBI's taxonomy places the organism in Eukaryota, Viridiplantae, Streptophyta, Magnoliopsida, Brassicales, Brassicaceae. The record is from RefSeq and is marked reviewed. The transcript is spliced from 4 exons.
AUGCACAUAUAUGUGUAUAGGACACUAUUUACUCGUUUGGAAACAAAAGAAACGAGCCGUUAUAUUAAGAAGAAGAAGAAGAAGUCAAAGAAAGAUGGCUGUGUAGAAGAUGAUGUUCAUCGAGAGAGAGAACUGAUAUUGAUCUUGGUUAUAAGUUUCGGUGAAUGUGAAGAGAAAGAGAGAGAGAGAAUGCACUCAUUUGAAGUAUAUGAACCAGCCGUUAAACGAGAAUAUGACCCAUGCUCUAAGAUCCACAUGAACUUCGACAGUGGACUUUUCCACGUGCGAAAACGACAGGAGCCAGAGUCAAACAAUGCCAGGGUGUACGAACUUGAGGCACGUGACGACAUCAGUGGCUCAACGGUCUUAUUCAGAAUCAGCAGCAAACUAUUGGCACGUGACAAAGAACCGACCCCACCCACCAAUCAUUUUGCUCCCUUGUCUCCUUCCUCUAUCCUUACCCCCAAAAACAAGUCUAGCUUUGAUUAA